AUGGCUUCCAAGAGAAGCGCUUCAGCUUCUUGUCUGCGUCUUGCUGCAAUUAGUUGUUUUUUGGUCGGCGCCUUCCAAAAUUUGACCUUGAGCAUCCCAAAGCAGAUAGAGGAAAGCGCCCAAAACAAAGGCAUCAGUCCCGCCCAAUACCUGAAAGAUGUGAGCAACAGAGCAGAACUCCACCGAAAGAGCGACGCGGUUGCUGGGCGAGAGGAGUUUGUGAAGACAUUGAAUGAGGCUAUGGGAAAGUCUGGUUUGCACCUUGUCAUUGGGGGCAAGUCCCUCGGAAAGACCAAAAUUGUGCAGACCGUUGUUGACAAUGCUGGAGAUGAAGCUCCUUUGCUCUACGUCAAUAUGCGUCUCCGUAGCAAAGCCCAGUCAACGGAUGCAUUGGAAUGUUUGCAAGAAGAAGCUAAGCGAAGAUGGACCGCAAAGAAUUUGCCAUUCGGGGCAGAGCGGCUGGUUGCCGCUGGUUCUGCGGUUCUUGGAGCACUUGGCAAAGCGAACUUAAAGAAGAGUGACGAUGAGGAGAUAGGAGAGGGUGCAGUGGAAACUCUUCUCUCUUUGUUUCUCAACAUCACCAAGCCCGAGGAGUUCAUCAAGGCUUUUGUUGCGGCAACAAUGGCUGCAGAGAAGGUUCCAGUCAUGAUUGUUGAUGAAGCCAACAUCGCCUUUCCCAAUGGUAACGGUGGGAAUGGGAAUGGCAGAAGAGAAGCAGCUUACAGAGCGCUCGCAACCUUUGUGGCGCUGACAAAGGAGCAGGGGAAAGCGUCUGUUAUUCUGGUUGCCUCUGACUAUGCUUUCCCAUUGGGACUACAAGCUCUUGGCUUCAACAAGUAUGAUGCUCUCAAUACGAUUGUAGCUCCGGAGGUUGAAGAGAAGCCUAUGCUUUUUUUGCUGCAAGAGUGGGGUUUGUCUCAAGACUUGGCACAGGAGUUCUAUGAGACCUUCGGUGGAAACGUUUUUUUGUGCCACCAGGCAGUCGACAAGCUCCGUCAGCAAUUCGAGUUGGGUCAGGAGAGGCUCUUCGACCCCUUCAACGUCCGAGACAAUGCCGAGUUAGGUGACCUCGUGCGCGACCCGCUCACUCGGAAGCACAUGGAGAACUUGGCUCAAAAAGGAUGGUCGCAAGUAGAGGGUGGCGCUGCAGAAGCGGAGACGGAGAGCCAGAAGGGUGCUCGCAUCAUCGCCAAGAAGAACUUCGGCGCCAUCAUCGAGAGACAGACCACUACUUUCUUUGACAAAGGCUUGGACAAAGAUAUGUUCAGAGACCCAGAUGCAGUGCGGGUUCUAAUUCCACCUACUACAUAUGCACGCAAGUGCAUCCAGCGGAUGGUGGACACGGUGAAACCAAGCAUCACCAGACCACAAGCUGGAGCAGUGUGGGUGAGGCAACUAAAGGAGGACAGGAGUGACCGGUGCCAGUCAGUUGCUCCACCAAGGAAGCACUAUUGUAUUGGGUUCUACGAUUUAAACAAUCAUGUCUAUGCCAACUCAGCAGCAAACUACAUGGUGAUGGUGUUAAUGUAA
Molecule: messenger RNA, 1530 nt
Organism: Cladocopium goreaui
Lineage: Eukaryota; Dinophyceae; Suessiales; Symbiodiniaceae
Source: the annotation of a GenBank genome assembly